AUGGUUGAUGACGAUAAUGUGCAUCAACAACCAGCUAACCCCUCAUGCUUGCGGAUCAACUCAACCAUUAACUCGUUCUUUAUGACAUGUCAUGCUGACAUCAGGGAUACCAAGCUAGAAGGUUAUGAGGAGAAGUUCACAUAUAAAAAGAUAGAUGUGGCUUUGCAAGCCACACUAGAGGUAAAGCUUGCUCUAUGUGGGGACUUGGCUUCAAUAUCAUGCUCAGCUGGAGAUCACGACACCCUUAAGAAGCAAAGUACUCAUAUCCAGGAACUUGAAAAGAAGAAGGAAAAUAGUGACCUUCUCAUCACCAAGCUGAGAUCAGUGGUUGACGUUGAGAGGAAGAAAGUCGGUGAUGCCAAGUUCGAGCUUAAAUGUGUGGUUGAGACGCAUGCUAAGGAUGUUGGGGUGAUUCAAAGCAAGUGA
Messenger RNA from Prunus armeniaca (apricot), 426 nucleotides. The record is from the annotation of a GenBank genome assembly. NCBI's taxonomy places the organism in Eukaryota, Viridiplantae, Streptophyta, Magnoliopsida, Rosales, Rosaceae.